This is a messenger RNA of Cladophialophora psammophila CBS 110553, 3126 nucleotides long. RefSeq lists its product as uncharacterized. The coding region runs from base 1 to 3126 and encodes 1041 amino acids. The transcript is spliced from 2 exons. NCBI's taxonomy places the organism in Eukaryota, Fungi, Ascomycota, Eurotiomycetes, Chaetothyriales, Herpotrichiellaceae. The record is from RefSeq and is a predicted model, not a curated record.
AUGUCCGAACAUGGCAGCAAUGAAUCGAGACGAUCCUCCUCACAGACCUCCAGUCAGUCCGCCGAUCAGAAGAAGCCCAAGACCGUGCGAGGAGCCCCCAAGCGUCAUGGCUCGAAGCACUCGUCUCAAUCCUUUGAACAAGACGACCCUUCCCUGACCUCCUUUCCCUCCUUCUCCCCAGAGACCGAAACGAAAUCGGCAAGCAUUGCUCAAGAGGUUGUGCCCAAGCCCAUACGGACAAUAUCACAAAAGGCAAGGGAUAGGAAGGCCACUCUUGCAGGCUUGACCAGUGCAUCUCCCUCCCUCAAUAGACAAAAUGCCUUGUUCGACGACUCUCCACGAUCAUCCCUGGAAAUUCCGGGUUCCCUGCAUUUGGCUAGUGAUGAGCACAUCGAAAGACUCAUUGCCAGGACUGGUGCGGUCAAGUUGGUCCGUCAGUAUGCCUCCGACCUUGCUCAAAGGGAUGCGGAAAUUUCGGCUCUACGAAUCCGAGCGGACCACAGGGAGAGGGAAUUGAAGAAGAUCCUGCGCGAAGCCAAUGUCCCGACGGCAGAGGUGGAGAAGAGGCUCCUGAGAUUGGAACAGGGAGACAAUGAUUCAAGUCUCGGGGCGUCAUCAGGUUCUGUGGAUCGAGCAGCUGCGAUGCUAGAUGGCAUGAUGAGCGAAGCAAUGGCAGAUGGCAUUGUGGUCAGCAGUCCCCUGGACAGCGAUUUCCCCACCGGUCAUGUCUCAGAUACUCGGAAUCUGCCAGCAGCCUUGCAAGUCGAGUCGGAAGCGAAUCGCAGCAGGGCUGGGUCGAUGGCAUCGAGCCUGGCCAAGGCAAGCCGAACCCCUAGCAGGGCCAACAGCAGCCUCAGUGACAGUAGCCAGGAUAUGGAGGCCACCUUGCGUCCGCGUAUACCAAGCUCAAACACCCCCAAGUUGUCUGGUCUACAAAGCAUAUUCCAGCCUCCAACACAGUCUUCCAGCUAUUUCAUCGGCGGGAAAACUGUCAGAAAGCCCAAAGCCAGCGACGAAGCCAGUGUCCGCUCUAGUCAGUCUACUCGCUCUUUUGCCUCUUGGACCCAGAUUUUUGGUGGAAAGUCCCAAACCGGUCGAUCGAGGGCAUCGUCGCUGGGACAGCAGAAUGCAGCAGGCGAAACGGAACCGAGUGUAUCGAAACCGCGCACCAAUCCGCCUCUAACCACCACCAAGUCAUCUGCAUCGCUACCUACAACUGGGACGGUCAAGAGUCGGCCGCCAGUAAAGCGGACACCGACUGCCACGCGACUUUCGGCCAGUCCUGGUCAUACGCGAAAAGAAUCAAACGCAAGUAACCUCCCUCCUACUGUCGAGUUAGACUCUAUGAUUGAGAGCUCCCAGCUGCCGCCCACCAUGACAACCCAAAAUGUGGAGAACACUGGACUAUUGACGGACAGAUUCGGCUUCAUCUAUGACCAGAAACGGCGAAAGCGACAGAACCUUCAGGUUCGAGGCCACCGACGAAACAAGUUGAGUGGUACCGAAACCAUAGCUAGCUUUAGAGCCAGUGAAGCUCCGCAUUCUGAAGAACUCUCGAUCGAAAGACCUGUUACACCCAUUUCGGUAGAUGAGGAGGCGCCUAAAAAGUCAUGGCAAGAUUACCUCAAAGUACCCGCGGCCUUGUCCUCAGGAAGGCCAAAAGAAUUGCUUUCACACACGCCCUCUGCUGGAGCUGUGGUUACUGUGAGCACGGUGGACGCAGCAGGCACUACGACGCCACCGCGUCGAAGCAGAGAGACUUCCAUUUCCGUCUCUGCUGCUUCGCAAAAGGCUCUUCCAACCACUAGCAUGGUGAUGGAACCGCAACCCUCGACAGUGACAGCGACUUCUGCGGACUUUACACCGGAUUCCGAGUCCGAAGCCACGACCGACUCCGGUCCAGCAAAAUUGCUUCUGGAGCAGCUGACAGAAUUGCACGAUGCACUUCAAGCCGAGCGGGCGGUCCGGUGGAAUGACUUUCUGCGCAGAGUGAGAGCGGAAAGAGCGAACAACGCAGAUCGCGCGAGCAACACCAACACCCCUGAAGCAGAUCUUCUCAACGGCGAGCUCAUUGGAAUAGCAACCCUUGGGCGCUCCACAAAGACGAAAGCCAAGUACAUGCACUUCAAGUCACUGGUUCUCGCCGGUAUCCCUGUCUCCUUACGGCCAAAGAUUUGGGCCGAGUGUUCUGGUGCAAGUGCUCUGAGAAUUCCUGGCUACUAUGAGGACCUUGUUGCUCGAUCGCAGGAGGGCAUAGACAUCGAUCCGGAUAUUGCUAGUCAAAUCAAGGCGGAUGUUCACCGGACGCUCACAGACAAUGUCUUCUUUCGGCACGGACCUGGCAUUCAGAGGUUGGAAGAGUUGCUAAGGGCCUAUUCCUUGCACAAUCCACGCAUUGGAUACUGUCAAGGUAUGAAUCUCAUCACAGCGUCUUUGCUGCUCAUUUGUGCCACGGCGGAAGAUUGCUUUUGGCUUCUCGUUGCCAUCAUCGACGUCAUCCUCCCAAGCCAAUACUUCAGCUCGACUCUGCUUGUCGCUCGAGCUGAUCAAGUGGUUCUUCGCCAAUAUGUUACCGAAGUCCUGCCAAAACUGAGCGCCAAACUGGAUGAACUGGGUGUCGAGUUGGAGGCGUGCACGUUUCAUUGGUUCUUGUCGCUUUACACGGGCGUGUUAACGGGCGGAGAGGCCCUGUACCGAGUUUGGGACGUCAUUCUGUGCCUCAAUAGUUCCGACGCCCCCCCACACGCAUUGAACCAAUCCAAAACCACACUCACUGUGGACAUUCCUUCCCUUGGCCUGACAAGUGGCCCAUCCACGCCCGUGACCGCGUUGCACGCCCAAGCAGAAACCACAUCCUCGGUGGACAACAAUUCCCCCGAUGAACACGAUGGUACAUCGUCGCCUUUCCUCUUCCAACUGGCCCUCGCCUUGCUCAAGCUCAAUGAAAACGCGAUUCUUGCGCUCGACUCCGCCGCGCAGGUGUAUACGUAUAUCAACCACAACAUGACCAAUCACGCCAUUAGUAUUGAUGCGUUGGUACAGGCGAGUGAGGCGCUGAGGACCAGGAUAGUGAGGAAGGAAAUGUUGGAGAGGCGGAAACAGGCAAUCAAGGAGCUGGGGGCAUGA